This is a messenger RNA of Phymastichus coffea, 1094 nucleotides long. It is a transcript of the gene CNPYb, whose product is annotated as protein canopy 4. Gene Ontology annotation, cellular component: endomembrane system. Bases 148 to 798 code for a protein of 216 amino acids. NCBI's taxonomy places the organism in Eukaryota, Metazoa, Arthropoda, Insecta, Hymenoptera, Eulophidae. The transcript has 5 exons. Gene Ontology annotation, molecular function: signaling receptor binding. The record is from RefSeq and is a predicted model, not a curated record.
UUGAGAGACGAACAGUAUACAGUAGUGUAGUAUAGAUAGAUUAUAUGCCGCAUACGCAUAACCUCUUGUCCUUGCGAUUUCUGAUUUUCUGAUUACUAAAAAAGUGUAAACAUUUGAAAAUUUUACUUGUUUAGUUUUGUUAUAAACAUGUUUGUAUUAUUUAUAUUAUCGUUGUUGGUUAGUACAAUUUAUUGUGGACCGGAAGAGUUAGAAGGAGUAAAAUAUGCAGAUAAAUGCGAAGUCUGUAGAGUAGUUGCUACAGAACUGGAAGCAAGAUUAGAUGAAACAGGAAAAACUAGUGAUGUUUUAGAAAUUGGAUAUUCAGUUGACGAUGUUGCUCCAAAAAAGAGAAAAGAAUACAAAAAAUCAGAGCUAAGAUUGAUAGAAUCAUUGGAAAAUGUAUGCGAGAGAAUUUUAGAGUACAAUAUUCAUAAAGAAAGGACUGAUAGUACAAGAUUUGCUAAAGGAAUGAGUCAAACUUUCAAAACUUUACAUGGUCUAGUUGACAAAGGUGUUAAAGUAGAACUAGGUAUACCAUAUGAAUUAUGGGAUAAUCCCUCAGCUGAAAUAACAGAUCUGAAAACUAAAUGUGAGGAUUUACUUGAAAACCAUGAGUCAGAUAUUGAAGAAUGGUAUUAUCACCAUCAAGGAGAUAUUGCUUUAACUAAAUAUUUAUGCUCAGAAAGAGCUUUAAAAGAAAGUGAUGACUCUUGCCUAAAAGAUAAAGGGGAUGUAGAAAGUUCUGAUGUUUCAAAAGAAGAAAAGAAAUCACAAAAGAAAGUUCCAGAUGAGUUGUAAACUAUUCACUAUUAUGAUUUACUUAGAAUACUUGAAUUUUAUGACUUUGAAACAUGACAGUUUAUCCAGCACUGCUUAUGUGCAAUAUGAGAGUUAAUUACCAUGUGAUAGUAUUUUAUAUUUAUAAGAUUCAAGAUCUCUUUACAUAAUUAGAUCAUUCCAGGAACAACAUUCAUUUAGAAACAUUUUUAAAUGCCAUCUAUAUAAUUCAAUCACGAGUAUUCCUGUUUAAUAUCUUAUUUUAUUAACAACAAAAUACAACUUUUCAAGAAGUAAUUUCACAGAUCAAUUUUUCU